Messenger RNA from Xiphias gladius (swordfish), 33561 nucleotides. RefSeq names its product spectrin repeat containing, nuclear envelope 2b (gene syne2b). The record is from RefSeq and is a predicted model, not a curated record. Gene Ontology annotation, molecular function: protein binding. Bases 81 to 33311 code for a protein of 11076 amino acids. Gene Ontology annotation, cellular component: membrane. NCBI's taxonomy places the organism in Eukaryota, Metazoa, Chordata, Actinopteri, Istiophoriformes, Xiphiidae. The transcript is spliced from 130 exons.
CAAUAACGCACUCUUUGCUGCAUCUUUUCUCUUUCUUUCAGAGUGGUGCCAUGCUACCGGGAGGCUGUGGAUGAGAAAGUAUGUCGUCCGACUUCUACUCUAGGGAUGAUCUGGUGGAAAGGGGGUCCAUCCCCCUGGACAUCGACAAUGUCCACAUGCUGCUGCAGGUGGAACAAGAACAGAUUCAGAAAAGGACCUUCAGCAACUGGGUCAACGCUCAGCUGGCAAAGCGGAGGCCACCAUGUAUGGUCGUGGAUCUGUUCAGCGACUUCUGCGAUGGCUCCAAAUUGCUGGACCUGCUGGAGGUGAUGAGCGGUCAGCGCAUCAGUCGGGAGAGAGGCAGGGGAAUGUUUCAGCACAGAAGCAACAUUGAGAAAGCCCUCUCCUUUCUAAAGAAGAAAUCGAUCAAACUAGUCAACAUAAACAUUCCUGACAUCAUUGAUGGCAAACCAUCGAUCAUCCUGGGCCUCAUAUGGACAAUCAUUCUACAGUAUCAUAUUGAGGAGUUGGCCAGUGGCCUAUCAUUCGACUCACGUCAGUCCUCCAUGGAGUCUUUGGCCAGUCUAGACUCGCGCUCCACCCUGUCGAGCCGCUCGGCUAGCAGCAGUCCUGUUCCUCCCAGAGGCUCAGCACUUCACAACCGCUUCAGGGUUUCUGCCAAGAAGGCCCUGCUGCUCUGGGUCAGGGAGCAGUGUCACAAAGCUGGCUAUUCAAUAAAUGUGAAGGACUUCAAGGCAAGCUGGAGGAGUGGAGUGGUCUUCUUGGCGAUCCUGUAUGCUCUGCGGCCCGACCUGGUGGAUCUGUCCAAAGCCAAAACCAGAAGCAACAAACAGAACCUGGAGGAGGCCUUCCACAUCGCGGAGAAAGAGCUUAGGAUCCCCAGACUGCUGGAGCCUGAUGAUGUGGACGUUCGAGACCCGGAUGAGAAGUCCAUCAUGACCUACGUGGCUCAGUUCCUGCAGUACUCCAGAGACCUGCCAGUGCCAGAGGAAGAAAUGCAGACACAAUAUCUGACUCCUCCUAAAAGUCCUUCUCCUAUCAACCUGCCUGUUCACUACACUCCUGCUAUUUCUGCUUCACCUCUGCGACAGGCAACACCUGAUCGUAAGGCGCAGGAAGUGACGUGCUGGCUGGUUCAGGCCUAUGACGAGCUCCAGGAGGGAUGGGACUCCACAGAGGGAGAGACCUACCCAGAGAGAUACCAUGUAUUUCAGACCUUUCUGGUGUCAUUUAAUGAGCAACGACGGCCCAUUAUGCCUCUGUUGACGGCAAUGAGACGAACCCCGAAACUGAGCGAAGAGCAGCGGGCUCUCAGAGAGGCGUGGGACGCCCUCACUGAAAAGCUUCGGGAAUACAAAAUUGAGUUAGAUAUGAGUCUUCCAGCCCCCUUGGACACAGUGGCCCGCUGGCUGCUGAGAACAGAGGGGGCUCUGGCCGAGGAGGAGGGCGACCCACAGGACCACGGCCGUGCUGCUGACGAAGCCAAGGAGAAACAGGAGCUGCUCAAAGUUUGCUUAGAGGAGAUGCCGCAGCAGGUGAAGACCUUCCAGUCCUUCCAGAACCUGGAUGGGUACGGAAACCCGAUGGUUCCUACUGACAAGAUGGAUGAGCUAAAGAGGAGGUUCACCAGUGUGAGAGUGACCGCUAAAUACCAUGGGAUCAAGCUGGAGUACCGGGAGCACCGCCACACAGUUCUGGAUCUGUUGGGGCAGAUCAGGACCAAGCUCCGUGUCUGGAAGAGGCCGUACAUCUCUCCGGAGGCUGUCAGGGUGUUGCUGCAAGAAUGGCAUGAGCUGGUAAACACACAGGAGCUAUCUUCUCUGUUGGAAGCAGCUCUUCGUAAGCUGAAAAGGAUAUCUGAGAAAUAUUCAAGCAAAUCUGCCCUUGCUGCAGAUUAUCGCCUCGUCAGUCAGCAGGUGAAGCAGCUGGAGGAGGACACUGCCGUGGUUUUGGAGGAGGUGACCACAGCCAAGACCACCAUGGGACGGGUCCUGUCUGCCUGGGACUCCUACAGCGACUGCCUCAGCUCUCUGCAGGCUUGGCUGGAGCAGGGCUCUGCAACACUCGGCCCUGGCAACAGACCAGCGGUGACGUCUGAAUCUUUGGCUGAGUGGGGCUCCCGACAGGCCCACCUGAACGAGGUGGGUAACUUCCUGAUCGAGUCAACGGACCCUCAAACCAGGAGGAGCCUGGCAGAGGAGCUGUGCAGGCUCAACAUGCACUGGGCCGAGUUCGUCAAGAGAAACACUUUUGACAACGUGACUGAGCCCAGUGCUGUCGCCCUGGCCAGACCCCAGGACCCCCAUGCUCUUAUCAGAGAAGCGACUCUGAUUCUCAAAGAGCCUCUGGAAGUGAUGGCAGGUCCUUUGCGCACCUACAGAAAAAGAAUACAGUUCAUAAUAAGGAAGCUAAAAGAGGUGGAUCUGGAUGGUCUGGGUCCAUCCCCAGAAUGCCCAGCAAAUCAGUUACAGAAACUGAAGCUUGCUAUACCUGAAGUAAUUCAAACACUGUCAGAGGCAGAGCAGGUGUGUAUGGAGUUGCAGCACAGCUUGUCGGGUCUGGACAGUCGCCUGGCUGAACUUCUGCACUGGGAAACAGAGGCCAGGGAGCUCUAUCAGCAGCUGAGGACUGCAGAACAACAGCAACAGCAGGGCCAGGACCCACGGGCCAGGGUCCUGAUUUCCCGUGGUCUACAGCUUGAGGGUCAGGUGGUGACAGAGGAGCAGGACCUGCAAGUGAUGGUGAUGACGGGUCAGAAGAGCUCUCCCAUCCAGUACCUCCACGCUUCCACUAUACAGGACCAUGUGCGAGCGGCUGUUGCUCAGUCACAGGAGGCUGUAGGUAUGCUGAGCAGCCUGGGAGCCAGAAGAGACAGAAGCAGAAGCCCCCCUGAAGAAACUCCUCCAUCAAAAGUCUUUAUUCAGGCUAAAGAAAAGCCUCAACAUCUGAGACAAUUGGACACUAGGCAGCCAACUCAGCAGCCCAAGACAAAGUUAGUUUCUCAUCAGUGUCAUGAAACCUUUGUUCCGAAGAUAGUGGUGCAGGAAUACAGAGAGGAAAAGAUGACUUCUCCUCCAAUGCCAUAUACCUACGCGGAGGCUGUGAUGCAGACCAGGACAAAGUCACCACCAGAAGCCCAGGCUCAGGGCUUUUCAGAGAAUGCUUCACAAAAACAACAGCAGACUCAGGAACAAGGAAUGAUACCGCAGCAGCAGUUACCGCAUCAAAAACAACUUAACACACAAAAAGAAAAAGAGGUACAACUGCAAGAACUCAAGCAGCAGCAACCAGAAGAAGUACAACAGCAGGAGCGGAUGCAAACACAGCCACAACAGCGGCAGCAGAAGCAGGACAAACAACAGGUGGAGCACCUGCAGCAGAUAGAAAUUCAUCAAACUCAGCAGCAGGUGGUGACUCAUAUACAGGUUGAAACACAAGUAAAACAGAUGCCAGAACCCCAUGAGCAGACUUCACCACAACAGCCAGCUGUACAGAAACUGCCCCUAAGCUUCAAUGAGCUUCAAAGCAGAAAGGCUCGGGCCAAGAAGAACCGGCCCUGGCUUCAGAAACCAAUCCCAGGAGAGUAUAAAACUCAAAUUCCAUAUGCAGAACCAGAUUCUACUCAGUACGUAGUUCAGACUACACAACCAAAGUCAGAUGCAGAAAUGGCAUCACUUCAAGUUGUUCAUCAAUAUACAGAAAGUCCCAAGCCUCAGCAUGAGGAAAAUGUUGCGGCUAUUACGCAGCGACAACCGCAAAAAGAGCAACAAAAUACAGAUCAGCAACAGCGAGAACAACAUCAAGAUCAGCAACAACAACAAAAACAGCAGCAUCAGCAACAACUACGGCAACUGGAAAAGCAACGCAAGCAACAGGAACAAUUGCUGCAGCAACAACAACAGGAACAACAAAAACAACCGCAACAACCACAGUCUAUCUUAAUACAGGCACAACCAGAUUUAGACAACAAGGUUAUAUCCCAGACUGUAACUAUGGCUCAACCUCACCCACAAGCUAAGGCAAAACUCCAAACUAUGGCUCAGUCUGCAUCUCGGGCAGUAGUCCAAGUACAGUCAACAAGUGUGUCCCACACUUACGCAGACAGCCAGCAACCGCUGAGGACCAUGUCACAAACCAGUGUGAGCCAAGGUCAGUCACAGACACAAGUCCUUCCACAGUCUUAUGGCCCAGUGAAGGAACAGUUAUUGACCCAGCCACAGACACAACCACAGCCCCAGUGUCAAGGUCAGCCUCAGGCCCAAACAUGUGGCCCAGCUGAACUUCAGCUAAGUGUGCAGCAACAGGGUCAGCUCCACAAUCUAGCCCAUGGUCCAGCUGUAGCUCAAGUGCAGACAUGGGCUCAAGUUGGUCCAUCAUCCCCCAUGCAGACUCCACUACAGGGCCAGAUUCAGCCUCCCAUACCAUCCCACAUUCAACUUCGUAGUCAUCCACAGUCAUGGGCCCCUGUCAGGCCCCCUUCCCCUAGGCCACCUACACAGGCCCAACCUCAAACCCAUGCUCAAACAAUUGCUGAUCCUCAAACCCAUGCUCAGUCAAUGCCCCUGGCUCAAACCGGUCCUCAGCCAAAGACCCAGUCUCAAAUCUAUGCUCAGUCGAUGACCCAGGCUCAAACCCAUCCUCAGUCCAUUGACCAUUCUCAAACCCAUGCCCAGUCUAUAGCCCAGUCUCAAACCCAUCCUCAGUCCAUGGCCCAUCCUCAAACCCAUGCCCAGUCAAUGACCCAGGUUCAAACCCAUCCUCAGCCAAAGGCCCAUGGUCAAAUCCAUGCCCAGCCUAUGGUCCAGGUUCAAACCCAUCCCCAGCCAAAGGCCCACACUCAAAUACAUGCACAGCCUAUGGUCCGGGCUCAAACCCAUAAUCAGCCAAUGGCCUGGCUAAGUCAGGCCCAACCUUUGACUAAACAUCAAACCCAAGCUAAACCUGUAGUCCAGCCCCAGGGUCAUUCUCAGCCUUUAACUCAGUAUCCCACACCUGCUCAGCCACCAGUCCAGCAUCCAGGCCAUAUCUCCCAGGGCCAGCUGCAGGCUUGGACUCGAGUCAGAGACUCUUCCCCAAUGUCUGUACAGCAUCCAAAGACUACAGUGCAACCUCAGCUUUAUCCCCAGGGUUACUCCCAGGUUCAGUCUCUAUCCAAACAGUGGACACCCAAGCAAGAACCACAAAAUAAACCCUUCCCCCAGCAGAGACAUCCCAUUCCUCAACAAUACCAUCAGCAAAUAGAUCAAGCUCCACAGCAUCAGGCUUAUCCAACAGUUCAGGCUCUACCACAGUGGGCCCAAACUGGGCCAGAGCAAGGACCUCAGAUAGGGCCCCCUGGGUAUUUUCACAAAGGGCCAUCAUAUACUCAUCCUCAAAUGCAGCCACAAACACAAACCCAACCCUGGGCUCAAACCCAAAUGAGGCCCCAGGGUCCCAUGCAAGAGCAUCCUCAGAUGAGAGCUUAUAAUGUUGUUCAUAUCCAGACACAACAAGGCCAAGUGCAGCAGCAGACUUCUGUUCAGGCACCACAACAGCUCCAGCCUUAUCCACAGCCGCACUCUCAGCAAUAUUCACAGGUUCUGCAUCAGCCCCAAACUCAGCAUCAUCCUCAGCGUCAGAUGCAAACUCAGAUACCUCUCCAAUCACAACCACCACAUCAAACCCAUCCUCAGCUUUGUUCACAGCCCCAGCUCCAAACACUGCUGCAAACACACAUCCAGACACAGCCAUUGGUACAAGCAAAACCCGAUGCCCAGACUCAGCAGCCUCAGCUCAAUCUUCAGUUCCAGGAGCCCCCUCCACAACCCAAACAUCAGGCCCAGCUCCAACCACAGCUGCAAAUUCAGUCACCAGCUCAACCAAAAGAUGAAUCCCUUUCACAACCCAAACCUCUGGCCCAAUUAGCACCACAUCCAGAGGUUCCGUCACAAACCCAACAGAAGACUGGAUCACCUGCACAACCCAAGCCACAGGACAAAACAGCACCAAAACCUGAGACUCAUUCACCGACUCAAUCCAAGGUUCAGUCACCAACCCAACUCAAGUCCCAAUCUCUGCCACAACCCAAACCUCAGCCACAAUUGCCACCACAGCCCCAACUUCAGGCUCCUUCACCACCAUUACCCAAGGCCCAAACUACAACACAUUCCAAGGCUCAAUCACCCCCACAGGCCAGACCUCAGAUCCAAUCACUUCCACAAUUAAGACCACAAACCCAGUUUCCUCCACAGCCCAAACCACAACAGCCCCAAACCAUUCUCCUCUCUCAGGUCAAUUUGCUGCCUCAGUCCCAGGCUGAGUCACCAGACCUCUGCAUCACACCUCCGGCCCUGGCUCAGGCACCUCCCCAGGCCUACACAGAAGCGUAUGCCAAGGCCCAGGCUUUGGCCAGGAACGGCUUUGAGGAGGCCAAGCACUGUCUGCAGGAGCACAUCUUGGAAGCCAUUAACGUGUUCAAAGACAAAUGCAUAUCACCCGAACAAGUAUCAGUGAAAGAGGAGACUCUAAAGACCCUGGACCCAGAGUUGCUGGAGGGAUUCCUGAGAGCAGCCAAGAGCAUGGAGGCCUUUUGUACCCCCUCACAGCUCAGAGACAUGGAGUUCUUCACCCAGUCUGUCAGGACACAGUGGGAGGCUUGCUUCUCAGUGGAUGGCAGCUUUGCCCAGGCAGGGCAGCACCUCGAGGCCUUGAAGGAGCUGUGUGACACCCUGAGCCCAGAGGAUGCUCACCGCCUGGCCCAGACUCAGCUGAGGGAGUGUGAGAAAAGGCUGGCUGCCAUCCAGCACCAGUUCAGCGGAGACCAAGACGCACCAAUCGCUGAUUCCAGGAUUCCUGUUGCCUUCAGUGAGGAUCUGACCACACAAAAGGAAAAUGACAAACUUGAAGUCUCAGCUGAGGUGUCCCAAGUGACAAUGAAGACAGUCAUCGAGGAGAGGAGGGAGGCUGAAAAGCAGGCUUCUGUAGAGGAGGAAGUCACCAAAAAGGAGGCAUUAGAAAGAUAUGAGAAUUGUAAGAAGACUCUGCAAGCCCAACUUGCUAAAAACGAACAGAGCAUCAAGGAUAUCCCCUCUGACGCCGUCUCUCUUAAAAGCUUGCAUACACGCUUGCAGGAAAUACAGUUCUUGAGGCAGGAGACUGAGUCUCUGUGGUCUGAGUAUGGAAACCUGUGCUCCCAGUGUUCCCAGUCGAGUGGUAACAUUGAUUUGGAGCAGGGGAAGGCGGAGCUGCAGGAGCAGUGGCGCAGCCAACAGUUCAACCUUCAGAGGAGAGGUAGCUCGCUAGCCGCUGCCCUCAGACAGAUUGACUCCACCGAGAACCAUAUGGUGGACUUCACGGACCGUCUGGACCGUUACCUGAGACAGCCCAAAGACAUCACUGCCUUCACACUGGCCAAUACCAACAUCCUGAAAGAUAUUAAGGAACUGGAUGACAACAUCCAGAGUGAGCUGGACCAGCUGUCUCGUCUUGACCCUGAAUCCAGUGAUCUGGACCCUAGAGACUGCUUCCCUCUGUCCCGUGAGGUUGAGACUCACAGAACCAGCUUAGAUCAGCUCCGACAGCAGGUCCGAAAAAGCGAAGCAGCCGCCCGCGCCCUCGACCGAUUCCUCAUGUCACUGCGCACUGUGGAUGAAGACAUCUCCGGAGUCCAAGGCGCCCCCUGCAGCGACACUACGGUACUGCAGGACUGUCGCUCCAAGCUGGCUCUGAUCAAGCAAAGCAUCGACAGUCUGAAAGAAAAGGCACCUCAGCUGGAUCUGCUCCUGCAAGGAGCCAGACUGACAGUCACCAGGGAUGGUGUUCCAGCAUCCUGCCUGGACAUGGUGACUGCCCUGCUGAAAAGGCUGGAGGAGGCUGACAGCGGGUUGGCCAGCCAGCAGAAGGGCCUCAGGAAGGAGACCCAGAGUAGAUCCCUUGGCCUGAGGAAGAGGACGCUGCUAGGGGAGCUGAGGAAGCUGCAGGAUACGAUUGAAAUUCAAGGCCUGAAGGAGCCCACCAUGCCUGCUGUGCAACACAGGCUUCGUGCCCUGUCAGAUUUGGAGGGCCAGCUGCAGGCCCAGCAUGCAGAGCUCCAGAACCUCUGUGAACUCGAAGAGAAACAGGGAGGAGGAGAAAACCUCUUACAGGAGUUGGAAACUCAGUGGAAAGAGACUCAGAAAGUUUUUUAUGACAGGAAGAAGCAGUGUAGCGUCCUGUUGGAGAAUCUCAAGAGGUUUCAGAGCUGCCGCAGUCACCUGAGCAACACCAUGCAGAGAGCAGAGCAGACGAUCAGUGAUCAGGCUUCCUACAUGGGCAAGGACAACCUGCAGAGAAGUAUAACCAAGGUUCGAGAUAUUAAGGAGGAGCUGGGUGGUCUUGGGGAGCGUAUGGAGGAGAUGAGAGGUGUUUGCAGGCAGCUGCAGUCCCAACUGAAGAAGUUCCCAGACUGCAGUGAGUCUCCCUUCGAAGCAGAGGCUGACACCCUGAUGGACAACUGGCUGGAUGUGACUGAGAAGACAGAUGCGUACAUGGACAACCUUGAGGUGGGGCUGGAGCUGUGGGAGAAGCAGCUGAUGCUUGGAGGAGAGGUGGAUGGCUGGGCAGGAGCCCAACUUGGCCUGUUUGCAAAGAGCCAUCCCUUCCACAACGAGCAACAAGUACUUGCCAUGAGGGAUGAGAUCCACGCUAAUGAGGAGAACAUUGAACAUUUCCACAAGAAGUCUGUAGAGAUCCAGGAAAUGCUGCAGAGUCAGGAAGCUCCACUGGAGCUGCAGGUAAUGGAAACCCAGCUGAGGAAGAGGAUUGAGCAGGUGAAGGAGCUGUUUACCGACUGCACAGAAGUCUUUGAGGAGCUGAUAGCUGUGAUGAAACACCUAGCUGAGAAGAUACAGGAGUGCCAGUCAGCUGUAGAGAACAUCCAGUGUUCUCUCAGUAAGGUUGAUGCUUCAGGACCAAAGGUCGAAGCCCAGAUACAGGAUCUGUGUGAUGAUCUCAAGACUCAGGAGGAACAGGCUGAGGCCGUGUUGAAGGAGGUAGGAGUGCUUUCCAGUGUGGCCACUCCUCAGGUGCUGGAGGCACUGUCUGUAGACUGCAGCAGGCUGAGGGAGGCCAUCUCCCGCACCAAAGAGAUGAUUCACCUGAAGCGAGAGGAGAGGGACAAGGGCCUGCUCACGGUGGUCAAAGAUGAAAGGCAGUCAUUUGAGAGGUUGUUCCAGGACUUGCAGCUGUCUGUCAAUGAAUGCUUUGAGAACCCUGAGAACAGAACAGAUGUGGAAACAUCUCUGCAAAGACUCACUGGUUUCCUAAAAUCCAAAGAUGCAGAGAGACGUCUGGACCAGCUGAAAGUUCAGAUGGAGAGAGCCAGCCAGCAGUUUCCUCCCCAGCAGCUCUCUGACUUCACCGACUGGCUGAAGGAGCAGCAGGAGGAGCUGCGCACGUUCACAACCCACUGCCACAACAGGCAGACACAAAUGGAGUCACUCCUCGGUGACUUGAACAGUCUACAAAAUCAGCAUGAUUGGUUCCGUGAUUGGCUGCAGACCAAAGAGAAACAGUCCGUGGUGUCAGACAAAGUCAAACUUCUUCUAAAAGACCUUCAGGAUGAGAGUGGUAGAGCUGAGACACUCAGUGAGCUGUUAGCAUCAGUACGCAGACAAGGCAUCAGAGCUGAAAGCCUCCUGAAAGACAGUGAUAACCUGAUACAACGCUACCGAAACCUGGAGACUUUGCUGCAGAAAAAGGCCAAGGCCCAGAGUGUUCUGGAGGAGGAGUACGACAGGUUUAAUACAAAGGCUGGGAGCACCAGGACCUGGAUCAGGGACCUUCUGCAACCCAUCACCUCCCCUGACAGAGACAUCCAGUCUGAAGAGAUUAAGUGCAAAGCACAGGCCAUUCUGAGCUCCAAACCUGAGGGAGACUCCAAGGUGAACAACCUGAGAGGUCAAAGCCAGAGUCUGUGUGAACAGGAGAACCUGGACGAGAGCAGGAAACAAGAAGUCCAACAGACGGUCAGAGAAACAGAGGAGCAGUGGAGGACAGCCCUGCAGACAGCUGAGGAGGCUCUCGACAAGGUGGAAACACAAGCUCUGUUAGACAAAGACCUGGUUGCUUUCAAAACCCAGAAUGAAAAUGUCCAGUCCUGGAUCAGAGACCAGGAACAGAACCUGCAGGCUGUUGGUGGUCACAUGCAAGUUGUAGAAAGGCUAGAGAUUGCACAAGCUACUCUGAGCUCCAAGCCUGAGGGAGAUUCAAAACUCCAAGAUCUGAAGAAACAAUGUCAGAGUCUGUGUGACAACCAGGCCUUGGACGAAAGCAGGAGAAGAGACGUUCAGGAUGAAGUCAAACACAAAGAGGAGCAGUGGAGUAAAGUCUUGAGGGCUGCUGAGGAGGUGCUCAACAAGGCAGAGACUGAAGCUGCCUCUGAGAAGGACAUUGAUGCUUUCAAAACCCAAAGUGAAAGCAUCCAGUCCUGGAUCAGGGAGCAGAAGCAGAAGCUGCUGUCCCUCAGUACUCAUAUGCAGUUUGAAGAGAGGGUAAAGAUUGCACAAGCUGUUUUGACUGCCAGACCUGAGGGUGAGUCCAAGGUGUUCAACCUGAAGAGACAAGGCGAGAGUCUGUGUGAGAACCUUGAGGAAAGCAGGAAACCAGAGGUUCAGCGGCUGGUAAAAGACGCAGGGCAGCAGUGGAGAACAGUCCUACAGGCUGCCACACAGGCAGAGCUCAAAAGUCUUUCAGAUGACUUUGACACUCAGAGUAAAAACACUCAGUCCUGGAUCAGAGACACACAACAGAAGUUGCAGUCUGUCGGUAUUCUCACACCACCUGAGGAAAGAUGUCAUACAGCUGAGAUCAUCUUGAGCUCCAAACCUGAAGGUGACUGUAAGGUCAACAACCUAAGAAGGCGAGGGCAGGGCCUGUGUGCCCAUAAAGACGCAGACGAGGGCAGGAAAGUAUAUAUUCAGCAGACUGUCAGCGACACAGAGGAGCAGUGGAGGAUGGUCCUGCAGGCUGCUAAAGGGAUCAAGGCUGCUGCAGAAGCUCAGAUCGCUCAGGAGAUUGAGAGGAGGAAGUUGGAGCUGAGAGAAUUUGAUACCCAUCAGCAGGAUGCUGGGUGCUGGCUUGUAGAUCUCCAACAACGACUGGACUCACUGGGCAGCCAAACCAAAGCUGAGGACAGACUGCACACAGCACAGGACAUUAUGAGCUCCAAGCCUGAAGGAGAAUCCAAGCUCCAGGAGCUCAGAAGACGAGGCCAGAGUUUGUGUGGUCAGGACCUUGAGGAAAACAAAAAACAAGAGGUUGAACAAAAAGUAAAAGACGCUGAGGAACGGUGGACUAAAGUCCUGCGGGAUGCUAAACAGGCCCUGGAUAAGGCUGAGAAGCAGUGUGCUCUGGAGGGCCAGCUGAGGGACUAUGAGGCCCUGAGAGAAAACACCAGAGCAUGGCUGGGAGACAAACAGCAGAGCCUUGUCUCUCUGGACAGUCAGAUAGAUCCAGAAAAGAUAAUAAACACCGUACAGACUGUCCUGAGCUCUAAGCCUGAGGGAGACUCCAAGCUGACAGAGCUGAGGAGACAAAGCCAGAGUCUGUCUGACCAGGAGGACCUGGAGGAGAACACAAGACGAGAGGCUCAACAGACAGUGAAAGACUCGGAGGAGCAAUGGAGGACAGUUCUGCAGACUGCUGAGAACACUCUAAAGAAAGCUGAGGUCCAGUACUCUCUCUCCAGGGAAAUGGAGGCCUUCUGUACCCAAGCAGGGAGCACUAAAACCUGGAUUAAAGAGCUGCAGGAACAGGCUGACUCCAAAGGGAAAGGCACUCAGGGCAGCAAGGCUCAGAUAGAGGACAGGCUGAACACAGCACAGGUCAUCCUAGGGUCCAAGUCCAAUGGUGAGGCUCAAGUGAUGGAGCUGAAGAGACGAGCACAGAGUCUUUGUAAGCAAAAUGACCUGGAGGAAGAAAAGAAACUAGAGGUUCAGCAGAUGGUCGGAGACACCGAGCAGCAGUGGAGCACGGUCCUGCAGGGUGCUGAGGAGACUCAGAGACAGUUGACGGGUGUUGUAGAGCGCCUGGUGUCCUGUCAGUACAAGCGAGGCCAGGUAGAGGCCCGUCUGGCUGAGCUCCAGAAGCAGACGUCCAACCUGCCACGCGUCUUCCCUUGGCCGGGCCUGGGAGAGCGGAGGCAGGCACAGGAACAGGCCCAGACCCUGCUGGACCAGAGCACAGCCAUAGCCCCUGUCCUCUCGGACCUUCGCACACAGGCCUCAGAGCUGUUUGAGAUCACACAGGACUGUGACUGGACAGAUCCCUCCUGGGCAGCCAAGGAGGAGUCCAUUCCUGCUCUGCUGAAAGAGCUGACUGAUGCGGUAGCUAACUUGGAGCAGGGAAUCCUGACGGAGAGGCUGUGCACCCAGCUGGUUGAGCAGCAUGAAGCAGCUCAGGACUGGCUGAGGGAGCACGUUAAAGGCCUGGGAGCUCCUCCAACAGACAGACAGGGUCUGCACAGUGCUGUCAACACUCUGAAGGCUUUGCUCCUGACAGUGGACAGGGAGCAGAGAGAGAUGAAGGACCUAGACUCUGCCAGAGACAAUUUGCUGAGCCUUUGCACCCCUGGAGGUCGGGAUGCACUUACCCUGGAGGUCAGCCACCUUCACGACCUCUGUGCCACCUCAGAGCAGGAGGUGAGGGAGCGCCUGACAGUCUGUGAGGCCCGGCUGGAAGAGCUUGAGAGUCAGUUGGCCAGGAGGUCCCAGGAGCUGAAGGAGAGAGCUGCAGCCCUGCAAUGGGAGCUCCGCUCUCUGGACCAGGCGCUCAGUUACAGUGAACCACAGCACAACAUCGCUCAGCUUCAACAGCACUGGCACAGCCUUCAGAACUGUGAGACGUCGCUAGAAGAUUUGGGUGUGAAAGUUCAUGAUCUCCGCCAGGAAGUAAAGUCAACACCUGCCACCAAUGAGCUGCCAGCAGAAAUUAUCAGUGCGGUUGAAUCUUUGUGCCAGCAACAUGACAGUCUAAAAUCCAGGCUGAAUGAGCAUCAGAGUGACUGCUCUACAAACACAGCUCGCUGUCUGACAGAUUGUCUUCACCCCCUGCAGCAAUGGAACCAAAUCAAACCAUCGGAGUCAAUUUCUUCAGUGCAGGUGACAUUAGAGGAAGGUGAAAAGUUGCAUGUCAGCCUGCAGGAAGCGCUUUCUCACCAGCGGUUUCUAACAGACUGUCUGACGGCAGUUUUGUUUGAGAAACUGGAGAAAGAAUGCUCAGAGACCCUCAAAGAAGCAGACACACAUAAAGGUUCUCUAAGCCAGAGAUUAAAGGAACUUGCUGAAAGGAGGAAACAAAAACAGCAUGACAUUCAGUCCUCUGAUGUCCUGUCCAUUAAUUUAGAGGAAACAAAGACCUCUGUGUUGGCAUCACCACGAAAAAACAAGUGCUUACCUAAGGAGAAACAAGUUAAACUACAAAAAAACAUUCCCUUACCAGAAAAAUCUACCUCAGUUGAUGAUGAAUUGUCAGUUUCAGCCGAGGUCAUGCAAACUGAUACUAAAACACUAAAACCUAAUGUGACAGCAGUAAUGGAAGAUGCGAAAAGUACUGGUGAGGAGCAAACCACGAUUGAAACAACUAAAAGGAAAUCUCAGAGUCCAACAUAUGCUUCAGAAUCUAUUUUAAAACAAAGUUACCACACCUUUCAAGAGCCACAGUUUAAAAGUAUUAAGCCAGAUGUUACAGGUGACUCAGUUGAUACUGAGCAAAUUAAACCGGCUCUUGAGGAACCUAUACUGAUCCAGAAGGUCAUUGAAAAGUCUCCACCUGUUGGUAAUGAGGAAACUACACCUAUACCAUCCAGAAGAAAGUCCAAAGCUUUGACCACUGAUACACAGCCUGCCCAUAAUAAGAUGGAGGAAACAAAGAAAAUAGGAACCAUUAUUCUAGAUGUAUCAGAAACAUUUGCUGAACAACCUAUGUCUGUACCAAAAAGACAAGAGUUAGAGAGUUCAGAAGUUUCCACAACUUCAGAGCCAGUCACCACCCAGCAUAUAACUUCUGAAUAUUGUGCAGAGCUUGAGGAAAUUAAGAAAGAACCUGAGAAUGGGAAAACUCCUUCAACUGCACGGGUGAUCACAGAGCCAACUGGAAUUGCUAUGGUGGAAGAAAGUAACCUCUUGCCAAAUAAAAGAAAGUCAAAGAGUCCAAAAAUGUCCCCACAACUUUCUUACAAGGACGAAACAAAGACCAUGGAAAAGUAUGACAGCCAGAUAUCUUUGAGAUCCAAGGAGCAAACUGAAGUUGCUGUUGUGGAAGAAACUAAGAUUAUACCAACCAGAAAGAAGUCAAAGAGUCUUGAUAUUUCCACUACUCCACAGCCAGUAUCAGCGGCUGAAAAAUCUACAUGUGUGGUUAAAGAGCCUGAGAAGUCUCCAACCACAGAGUUUGUUCCAGAGCCACCUGAAAUUGUUGUUUCAGAACAAAGUGAGGUUUUACCACCCAAGCGAAAGUCAAAAAGUCCAACCCUUCUUCAAAAACCCACUGACCAGCAGGCAGCGCAGGUGAAAGGAGAAUCUGAAAGUCAUCUGUCUGGUUUGAGUUUGAGGGAGCAAACUGAAAGUGUUGGUAUGGAAGAAACAAAUACUAAGCAAGAGUCUGGUAGUCAGAAGCCUUCUCUGAGUUCCAAUGAACAAACUAAAAAUGUUGUUGAAGAAACUAAAAUUAUACCAACCAAGACCAAGUCGAAGAGUCUUGAGGUUUCCACAGUUCUAGAGCGAGUGUCUCCCCUUGAUAUAAUUGCUGGUGAGGAACCUAAGGAGGCAAAACAAGAAUCUGAAAAUCAUUCCACAAUCUCAGAGUUGGUUAAAGGGCAAGCUGAAACUGCUGUUGUGGAAAAAAGUAAGUUUCUACCACCGAGGAGAAAAUCAAAGAGUAAAGAACUUUCUCUUAAACCUGCUGACACUGAGGCACCUCAGAUAAUGAAAGAGCCUGAAGGUCAGAAAUCUUCUUUGAGUUCCAGUGACCAAAAUAAAACUGUUGUUAUUGAAGAAACAAAGCUUGUACCAACCAGGAGGAAGUCAAAAAGUGGUGACCUUGCCACAUCUUCCAAGACAGUUUUUACCCAUGCUAAAUCACCUGAUGUGGAGCCUGAACAAAAUAAGAAAGAACUUGAUGGUCAAAAGUAUUCAACUCCAGAUAUGGCCACAGGAGCAAUUGAAAGUACUGUUGUAGGAAAACAUAAGCUUUCACCAACUAAAAGAAAGUCAAAGGGUCUGAAACUUCCCCCAGAACUUGCCACCAAGGAUGUGACGGAGAUGGUAGAAGAGCCUGGCAGACAUGAAUCUUUAGAGCAAACUGAGGCUGUUGUUUUAAAAGAAACAAAGCUCAUAGCAACCAGAAGGAAGUCAAAAAGUGUUGAUGUUACCACAUCUCCAGAGCCAGUGUAUGUCGUUGAUGGGACUACUAAUGUUGCGUCUAAGGAAGCUAGGAAAGAACUUGAAGGUGGGAAGAAUACUUCAACUGCACAAGCAGACAUGGGAGCAACUGAAACUACUAUUGUGGAGGAAGGUAAACUCUUGCCAACCACAAGAAAGUCAAAGAGUCUAAAGGUUUCUCCAGAACUUUCCCACAAGGAGGAAACACAAACCAUGGAAAAGCUUGACAAUCAAAUAAGUGAAGCUCCUAUAGUGGGAGAAGCUAUGGUUAUACCAAACAGGAGGAAGUCAAAGGAAGGCCCUAACAGUCAGAAGCCACCUUCAACUCCAGAGUUGGUCACAGCACCAACUGAAAUUACUUUGGUGGAAAAAGGAAAGCUUUCACCGAGCAAAAGAAAGUCGAAGGGUCUGAAACUUUCCCCAGAACUUGCUACCACAGAGCUGACAAAGACCAAGGAAGAGCCUGACAGUCAGAAGACAUCUUCAACUCCAGAGUUGGUCACAGCACCAACUGAAAUGGCUGAUGUAGAAAAAGGAAAGCUUUCACCAAGCAAAAGAAAGUCAAAGGGUCUUAAACUUUCCCCAGAACUUGCUACCACAGAGCUGACAAAGACCAAGGAAGAGCCUGACAGUCAGAAGACAUCUUCAACUCCAGAGUUGGUCACAGCACCAACUGAAAUGGCUGAUGUAGAAAAAGGAAAGCUUUCACCAAGCAAAAGAAAGUCAAAGGGUCUUAAACUUUCCCCAGAACUUGCUACCACAGAGCUGACAAAGACCAAGGAAGAGCCUGACAGUCAGAAGACAUCUUCAACUCCAGAGUUGGUCACAGAACCAACUGAAAUGGCUGAUGUAGAAAAAGGAAAGCUUUCACCAAGCAAAAGAAAGUCUAAGGGUCUUAAACUUUCCCCAGAGCUUGCUACCACAGAGCUGACAAAGACCAAGGAAGAGCCUGACAGUCAGAAGACAUCUUCAACUCCAGAGUUGGUCACAGCACCAACUGAAAUGGCUGAUGUAGAAAAAGGAAAGCUUUCACCAAAAGAUUCCCUAGAACUUGCUAACAAGGAGCAGAUUCAGACCAAGAAUGAACGUGACGCUCAGGGGUCAGCAUUGCCUUCCAUAGAGCAAAUUGAUGUUGCUGUUGUAGAAGAAACUAAGCUUAUACCAACCAGAAGAGAGUCAAACAAUGUUGAAAUUUCUAGAGCUCCAGAGGCAGUCUCUGCUCUUGAAAAAUCUGUUGAUGUAGAGGCUAAAGAUACUAAGAAGGAACUUGACAGUGUGAAGCCUGCCAUAACUUUAGGGGUGGUCACAGGGCAAACUGAAACUGCAGUUGUGGAAGAAAGUAAUCUCAUACCAAUUAGGAGACAGUCAAAGAGUCAAGAACUUUCUGAAACUUCACAGACAUUUGCUGUCACAAAUAGAACUGCUCAUAUGGAACCUGAACAAACUAAGAGUGAAUCUGAGAGCCCAGUGAUUGCCAUGGCUUCAGGGUCCAUACCUAUUCUGGAAGUUGCCGCAAAACAGAUAGAAGCACCACAGACCCAGAGUCAGAAAAUUGAGAUUGUUAGUGAUAUCAAGGAUGUUGUGAAAUCAACUGUUCCUCAAAGAGGGGAAACUGCAGAAGAGAAUCAAACUAGUGUAGAGGGCAUCAGUCCAGUAUGUGAGAAGAUUACUGUUCAGUUUGGUGGCAUUGGUGCCAUUCAGGAGCAUACAAACUCAGAGUUACAGGAGGCUAAAGACAUAUCCAAAAAGGCCCCAGAACAAACCAUUAACCAGUCUGCAGAAAGAGACUGGGGUACAGUGCGUCAAACACAACCACCUUUCUCUUCUGAGCCUACGGACACAACAUAUGGAGCAGAUUACAUUGACAAUUUAUGGAAAAACACAUCAGAGGUUCAGAAGAGAUAUGUGGUGCUCGAUAUUCCUGACAUAGGAUUUAGCCAGACACGUGAUAUAAAGCCAGUCCAGCCAGAGGAAGAGACUGUGCCUGAAAGUGACUCUACUCAACCUACCACUGCUGUUUUUGCAGUGGCGCGGCUUCAUGAGGCAGAGACAGAAGUGGCAGAAAAAAGCCCAUCUGAGAGAGAAAUAGUGAAACUAAGCGAAUCUAUGAGUCAGCUUAAGCUCAUGGAAACCACACAGGAAAUACCCAAAGAAGACAAAGAACAUGGUGUCCAAAAAGAGCAAGCUAAAUUUUCAACUCAUGAAAUGCAAGAUUCCCCAGAGAGCCCGUGUGAGAAGCUUGUUGAGGUGGAUGAAAUUCCCAAGGUGGCAGAAGUGACUGUUUUACAAAUGAGUACAAAAACUGAUAUACACAACUAUGAAAUCAUAACUGUCUCAAAAGAAAAAGAGGUAGAGAUGGAUAUAGAACAAUCAGGUAUCCCGAGUGAGACAGUACCAGAGAGCAAGGAUAUGACUACCACUAAUGUUCAGCCAGAGAAGGCUGAAGUGCGCACUCUGCAACGAGAUAUACCAACCAGUCCAGAGGAGAGUGAAAACACAUUUAUCAUAACAGCAAAGGAGCCAAAGAUAGAUAUUGUUGAUACAAGUAUCCAGAGCAAAAGAAUGACAGAAAACAAAGAAGGAAUUACUGCUGAUAUUAAAUCAGAGAAAGCUGCAGUUAAGAUGACCAUGAUAAAAGUGCGAGAAAGCAGUGCUGAAUUUCAAGACAAUGUGGCUCAAAUGGACUCUCCUCAACCCACUUUUGCUGUUUCUGAUUUAUUUCAACAAUGUGACACAGAGACAGAUGUUAUAGAAAUAAACUUAUACGAGCAAGCCAUAGUAAAACCAAGCCAAACUGAAACUAAGAUAGAGUUCUUGAAAACCACACAGGACAAAUCUACAGAGGACAAGGAACAUGGGGACCAAGAAGAGUAUCCUGAAGUGUCAACACAUGGUAUGCACGCUGCACCAGAGACUCUGGAUGCAAAGUCUGUUAGGAUGGAGAAAAUCCACAUGGAGCAUGAAGUGCAUGUUUUACAACUUGAUAUACCGACCAGUCUUGAGGAGCAUGAAAAAACAUUCAUCUUGAUUGCAAAAGAGCCAAGGAUAGAUGUAGUUCAAACCCAGUGUGAAAGAGAACCACAUAACACUGACACCGAAGACAAUGUAAAAACAAGCGAAACAGUGAUUAAGCUAGACUUCUUGGGAACCACACAGGAAAGACUCCAAGAGGUCAAGGAUUGUGGAGUGCAUGUUGAAGUGUCUACAAAAGACAUGCAAAAUGCACCUCAGAGCCUGGAUGAAAAAUCUGUUAGGGUUGAGAAAAUCCACAAAGGGGCUGAAGUGUGUGUUUUACAACCAGAUACACAGGUCACUAUAAAGGAGAAUGAAAUUUCAUCUGUUGGAAUAGCGAAGGUGCCAAGGAUUGAUAUAGAUCAAACAAGUAUCGUGUGCGAAAAAUUGCAAAAAAACAAAGAUAAGACUACGGCUGACAUUCACUGUGAGAAGGCUACAGAUGAGACAAGUGUCAAAGUGCAACAAAUCAGCAAUGAAAGGCAAGAAAAUACACCUCAGAGUGACUCCACUCAACCUGCAUCUGCUGUUUUCGGAGCAGUGACAAAGAAAGAAUUUUUAGAAAUAAGCUUAUCUGAACAAGACAGUGUUAAACCAAGCCAAACUGAUACUCAGCUAGAACUCUUCACAACCACACAGGAAAGACUCAAAGAAUUCAAGGAUCCUGAUGUCCAAGAAAAACAUGCUCAAGUAUGGAAACAUGAAGUGCAGGAUGUACCCAAGAGCCAGGAUGCAGAAUCUUAUAAAAAGGCAGAAAUCCACACGAGUGUACAUGAAUACAAAACUGUCACAACAGACAAGGAACCAACGAUGGAAUCAAGUAUUGAGUUCGCGAUAGUAAAACAAAGCAGGGAUAGGACCACAGAUGUUCAGCCUGACAAGUCUACAGUUAAGAUGACAAGAGUAGAAGUGCAAGAGAGUCGAACUGAAUCCCCGUCUGGACUCAGUGUGGCCCAUAAAGCCCAAACAGACAGACACACAACAGAUACAAAAGAAAAGAAAGAACAACAUCAGAAAGAGGCGGAGAAGAUGUCAAUUCAGGAACAACAAAGGGAAACAAUGGUCAGAGUAGAGCUACAAAAUGUUUCACUCCCAAUAGGCACAGGAGCCACCACUUGUGAAGUGAAGUUUCACGACUUUGUUUCGCCACAGCAGGUGUACAGUGCUGACAAGAUAUCACCUGUAUCACCGCAGGCAGUUCAGAAACCAUCAACUGACGUUAUCUUGGAUGAAGUAACCCAGGUGGAAGCAUUACCUACACUGGAAAACAAAGCAGAAGAAAGUGCUGUGAAGACUGAGAAAGUAGAUCUGGAGGCACCAGAAGGCUUUGCAAUGACGAACAUCUUCACAGAAAUACAGCUACUUGCAGGGACAGGACCCAACAUUCAACUCAUUGAGGGUAAAUCACUGGAGGAUGCUCCAGAAACUCUGAUUACAUCCACCAGUGAUCUGGAUGGUUGUCUAAGCAGACUGGUAUCUAAAGUCUUGAGCUGCAAGAAUCGCCCAGCUGAACUCAGCCCAACAGCCAUGGCCCAGCAGGUGGAGGAGGCUCAGCAGUGCAGAGAGACUGCCCAGGCCAGGGUGUCAUUACUCUCCCGGCUGAGAGGAGCUGAUGCUGAGAACAGGGACACACUGGAGCAAGUGGAGGAUCAGUGGAGUACUGCUGUCCAGGAUGCAGCUGCACUCAUCCAGAGUAAAGAGGCCCAGCUGCAGCUUGUGAAUGAUUACUGCAGACAGACCCAGUUAGCCAAGACCAUAAUGGAAAGACAGACAGCAGAACUGGAUGCUGUGAAAAUGUCCCAAGAGCAGAGCACCUCCGAGGAGGCAGAGCAACUAUGCUCCUUACAGAGAAGUAUGGAGGAGAACAGAACAGUACUCGGGGAGUUGCUCGUCAUCUAUACCAAGUUGUGCCCGCACCUGAGCCAGUCUGAGCGAGCAACAGCACAGACUGCGCAGAAGAACCUACAAGAGAAGUGGAGAGGCCUGGAGAGAGCUGUGGAGAGGACCCUUCAUCACACAAAUGUCCAUUCUCACAAGUCAAGCAGCCUUCAGUCAGAGAUAUUAGGUCUACAGGAAUAUUUGGAAACAAUUGACAAAGACCUUGAAGUCAAGUCCCCUUCAGUUACUCAGUGGAAUUGCAAGAAGGCGCAGCAGCUGAUGGAAGCAAGUGCUGAGGUUAAGGCUGCCCAGAAGAAAUACCUCCAUUUGCAGCAGCUUUCAGAGGUGCUACUGCUCAGCUCACAGAGGGAGAAGGAAACAAAAGAAAUAAGACAGGGGCUCCAGAUGGUCAAAGACAGACUUAGCCACACAGAGGAACUAGUGUCCACCCAAACCCAGAACAGCAGCAACCCCAUCAUGGAGAAAAUCAUCGCAGUGAUGAGAGAUGGCCUUGCUUGGGCUAAGCAGACAGAGAGCGACAUUGAGGGCAGGAGGAAGAGGGUGGCCCUCCUCCCUGAGGAGGUUCACCGGCAGCUCAGAGAUCUGAAGAAGCUGCAGUCUGAGGUGAUGGCCAAACAGGGCCAACUGGAGUCACUGGUGGAGGAGGUGACGGAACUCCUUCCACAGUUGGACCAGGCUGAGGAAGUGCCCAUGGUUCGCACUUCUCUGCAAUCCCUUGAACAACUCUCAAAGUCCACCACUGAUAAGCUAGCCAAAUCUGUGAGAGAAAUAGAGUCAGGGCUGCAGACCAGAGAAAAGCUGUCAGAGCAGAUUGCUGAUCUAGAUUCCUGGGUUAUGGCUCAUCUGCACAAAGAGGCCUCCAGGAUUGCAGACAGUGAGCUCAGAAGCCAAACUGAACUUGAUCGCAGACUUCGUCAGAUGCAGGAGACACUGGCUGAGGCUGACAAGCAGGUCGCUGUCUGCGAGGCUCUUUUAAUGAAGAGUAAAGACAUUUCCUCUGAACUAAGCAUCACAGAGAACUGUCAGCUUUUUGAAAAGCUUACUAACCUCCAGGAGGACAUCAGAGCCAUUAGUAGCUAUGAGAAGGCCAACAAAAAGGAGCUGGAUGAACUCAUCCAGACUGUAGAUUCAAACAGGAAAAACCUGGUCACCAUUGAAAAAAGCCUGAGGCAGAUGUUAGUUGAUCUCAGCACACACAGGUUUCCCAUCACAAGGGAGUCCCUGCAAGCUUUGGAGCCUUUCAAACAGAUGAUAUUGCAGCAUAAGUCGCAGGUUGACCACCUGCAACCCUGGAUUCCCCAGGAAAAGACAAGGGAACUGCACUCGGUCAUUUCUGAACUUUACAGCAAAAUGGUUGCCCUGGAAAUGAAAGCCAGAGAUCACGAAAGGUACCUGAACAUGAGGCAGCGUGUGGAGGACCUCAGGGAGGAUGUUCAGGAGCAGGUCCGCCAGACUAAAGAAGACAGCAUGGAGGUGGAGGAGAAGUACAAAGUCUGUCAGACCCUCCUCGUCCAGCUUCCUCUGAUGAAGUGUUUGUGUGAGGAGGCUCGCUCCAAACUUCAGAUGAUUUCUGCUGACCUCUACCCCUCUCAGCUGACCGUACAACAACAGAGGCUUAAACAAAACGAGGAGAGCCUUGACACCUGGGAGAUUACGCUCUACAACAACCUCAGCAUCAUCGAGUGGGACCUGUUGAAGGAACUGGACCUUGAAGCAGAGAAGAAAGCCACUCAGUCCUUCCUCUCAAAGAUCCAGCAAGAGCUUCGGAAACUCAUUGUGCUGGAGCCAGAUGAAACAGUCAUCAACAGGGAAUACCACAGAAUCAUGUGUUUGAAAAAGACUGUAGAGUCAAGAAUGAGAGCACUGGAGAUUCUAGAGCAAAAGAAGGGGAACAGAAAAGGAAGUGGAUCCCAGGAUCUGAUGGUCUUGAGGAAUGCAGUCCUUAGUGAAUGUGACUCAAAAAUGGAAAGCAUCUUCCAGGCCAGGGAGUCUCUGAGAAGCUACACCUGUGCUGUUAAACAAGCAGUGCAGUUCCUGAGGGACAUCGAGGUGUCCCUGCUGCCACCGCAGGGCUCUGCUGGACUCUGCACUGAAAGGCUGGAGGAGACCCAGAAAGCUUUGGCCACACUGCAGCAGCAGUUCCAGACCCAUGGGGAGCGGCUCCAGAGCCACUUUGCUCUGCAUCCUUACCUGUCCCCUCAGAAGGUGCAGCAGCUCCAGGAGAAUAUUCUGAGUCAGCUCCUGGUGAGGAUGUCCACUCUCCAGGCAAAGGGCCAUGUCCAGCUGGAGUGUCUCAGCAGGUGUGAGGAACAUCACAGAAAUUACAUCAAGUGCCAAGAUGAAAUCAUCCAGAGUGUGAACAGCGCAGAGAACAGCCUAUUACAGUUUGUCUCUCAAAAAGUCACCUGUCUCGCUGACUGCACUGACCAGGAGGCAAAGCUCAGAGCUCUGUGUGAGGAGGUGGAGUCCCUGCUGAAGCAUCUGGAGGAACUGAGGGAGUGGUGCCCAGAGCAGAGCUGUCGUGGAAGCAGGGAGGCCACUGUGACUGCUGUCUGGAAACGGGUAUCAAGACUACGGCGCUGCACACAGGAGUUGGCAACUCGUAGUAAACAGAGGAUCGCAGAAUGGAGUGAUAUCACCAACAGUGUGGAGAAGGCCUCUGCCGUCCUGGGGCAGGUGGAGGCAGAGCUUCCUGAUGCCUCACAGGUGAAGGGCUCCACUGAGGAGCUUCAUGACCUGCUGCAAGCCUGGGAGCAGUACCAGGACAGACUGGACUGUGAGCAUCGAUCCCUGUCUGCACUGGAACUGCGCGCUGCUAGGCUGCUAGGUGUCCCUGCCCACCUAGAGCAGGCUCCACCCACUCCACUCUGUCAGCAGCUGCAGGCGAUGCAGGCCCAAUACGGCAGUGUGAAGCACAGGAGCAGGGAGGGUUUGGAGGCGGCCAGGAUGGAGCUGGAGGAGAGAGAAAAGGUUCAGGAGGAGUUGCAGGGCGUCCGCGUUUGGCUGGAGGCUGCAGGUGGUCUUCUGUCAGAAAUGGAGGAGAGCAACAGCACACAGGAGCUUCAGGAGGUCCACGGCCAGCUGUAUGCCCAGAAGGCUUUGCUGCAGCGCAUCAUGGAGAGCCUGAGAAUGAAGUACUCUGACAUGUACACGCUGGUCCCAGUCGAGAUCGAAGGCCAACUGCAGGAAGUCACGCAGUCACUGCAGCAAGUUGAAGUGAAGAUGGGAGAGGCCGUGGAGAGGAGUGGUCCUGUCCACAGGCUGGGGGCAAAGCUGUCUGAGAUCCAGGCCGGCCUGAGGUCAGUUCAGAAGAGAUUGGAACAGAGAAGCCCUGAUGUGAAUGAAGCAAAGACCACUCAGAAGCGUGUAUGGGAUGAGCUGGAUGUGUGGCACUCCUCUCUGGCAGCGCUAGAGGUGGACAUGCAGGACUUGGAGAAGCCUGAAGAGGCACUGAUCCUCACAGAGAGAUUGGGGGAGGUCCAGCAGCUUCACUCCCAACUGGCCAAACAGGCCGAGCAGAGGACCACCCUCCUCAGCAAGAUUCAUAUGUGGCUUCAGGAGCAUCAGGAGAUGAUCAGCAGCUCUAAGAGCUGGAUGGCUGAGGCUCAGUCGUGGCUCGUUGCCCCCUGCACCUACACCACCGCUAAAUGUCUGAGCAGCCAUGUUGAUGCUCUGCAGGUGGUGUUGAGUGACUCAGCACAGAUCCGGACCACCCUGCAGGGCUUCAGUUCAGUACUGCAGGAAAUGUCACAGGUUUGCGACGUCACAGCUCUCCAGGAACAGCUGAUCCAAGCUGACUGCCAAGUGGCCAACGUUCAGGACAGCUUCACUGUUCCUCUGUCUCAAUUGGAGCACGCCUCUGCUGAGGUGGAGGCCAUUGAGAGUGAGGUCAGGCAGAUAGAGAACCAUGUGGCUGAGAUCAAGACUUUAUUAUCGUCUCCAGAGACUUUCCCCAGCCCCAGAGAGGAAAGUCUUAAGGUGGUUGAGCAAAGGAUCCAGUCCAUGAGGAGAACAGUGGCUGAGAUCCAGAAGUGUAAACCAGGCCUUUGUCUCCCAGAGAAGGCUGACGAGACUCUGACUGUCUUUAGUGUAGUGGACCAGCUCCAGACUCUACUGUUGGAACUGGAGAAGAAAGUCCCAGCGCUGUUCAUCCAGCAGCCUCCAACUCCGAUCCAAGCCAAAGCUCUGUCAGCUGAGCAGACUACUUCUCAGUCUCACCUCCUGAUAUCCAAUUCAGGGGAGGCUGAGAAGGAAGACACAGAGCAGGGCCAAAUCAAAAUUGUCCAUGAUGAAGAGGAUGUACUGAAGAUAUCUGGACCCACACCGCUGACCGUGGAGUGGUCUUCACCUGAACAGAGGCAGUCCGGGACACCUGACAGUGCUCAGCGGGAGCAUCAAGGCGUGCUCCAGGCUGAAGAAGCCAGAGAGACAAAAGACAGUGAGCAGCAGACAGUGGAAGAAGGUGGAGGAGGUGUUUUGUGGUGGCUCUGGGAUGCUUUCCUGGGUGCUUCUCCAGAGGAACCUGUGGUUGUUGUCCCAGAAGAGGCUGAAGCUGCUACUGGACAAGGCACUGAACAGACUGGAGAAGAUGGACAGGAUGUUGAGGGCCCCACUGACAACACAGAAGCAAGUUCAUCUGAAGCUUUAUCAAACCCCCUGGGCACAGUCAGAAAUGAGUCUCUGCCUGAGAGCAUGGUAAACACAGCCUCGACCGUAAAAGUUUCCAAAUCCAACUCUGGGCCCCAACAGAAAUGUGUAGUCUCUGAGCUCAUGCAGGGUCAGAGGGGGCUUGCAUGGAGGGGGCAUGACAGCAAUCCAGAGGGGCUGAAGACAAACACAGGAGGCUCAGCCAGGUGUGCUGUGUUUGUGUCCCAGCGACUGGAGGAGCCUCGGCCGGGCGGGCUCCGGCCUGGACCCUGCCCCAGAGAAGGUGUUCUCCAUGUCUGCCUGGAGAGGGUCAGCCAGCUGGAGCUGUGGCUGCAGAAAGCCCAGAGAAGCCCGGUAGCCGCCGGAGCUGCCGGUUCAUCCACCAUGCAGGACAGCGUGGAGCAGCAACUCCUCACCUGCCAGGAGAUGUUCCUGGAGAUCGAGCAGAAGGUGGCGAGCCUGUCAUCGCUCGGCCAGGUUGCUGACCCGCAGCAGCAGGAUGAACUGGGAGCUGCGGCAUCCCAGCAGGAGGCGGCUGAGCUGCUGUCCUCCAAACUGGAGCUCCUUAAGGCCAACCUGGUCUCCUUCCAGCAGCUGCUACAGGACAGACAGGGAGAGGAGAGGACCAUCACCCACAAAGAGCCUCAGGAACAGAGGUCAGCAGCUCAGUCGGGGCGCCAGCUUGGGUCUACGUUGAAGCGCAGCAGCAGCGUUCAGGACAUCUUCACCUGCCCGAGAAACAAACUCCUCAGACAGAGCAGCCUGCAACAGCAGAAGGAGCUGGAGCAGGAGCUGACCGAACAGAGAGGACUGACGCAGGCCAUCGCCCGGCAGGGCAACCGAGCUCGACUUUACAGCCAGGAGUCAGAGGACCACAGCCAGCUGUCACCAUGGUCGCCUCCUGCUGAGGCUGAUGGGGGGGAGGACUCUGUGCAGAAGAAGUGGGAUGGCCUUCACAGUCGGCUGCUGGCUUCGGAGGAGAGCUGGCUGCUUCCUCCCUCUGAGGUGACAGACUCAUCUAUGAGGCGUAGUGAUGGAACAGCAGGACGUAUGAUUGGCACACAAACCCUGAAAGAGCUUCAAACCCUAAUCAGCCAUCUGAGAGAGCUGGGAGAUACAGCUGCAGUGCCUCCGAGUGGGGCCUCCUCUGUGGACGGCUCCCAUCAGACACUGGACGAGGGUUUGUUUCACGUGCUGUGCGGAGCCUCCUUGUCCCUGUCCGCCAUCAGUAACCUGCUGCACUCACCGGCACACGAAGAAGAUGCUCAGCUGAGGCUGCUGCAGCUGCAGAGUCUGUCAGCUGAGCUGGCGACCCUUGGCAGCGAGCUGGCCACGCAGGGGUCGAAGGUCACCGCUAUCCUGGGGUCAGAUGGUGCUCGGCGGUGUGUUGACGACGUGAGCAGAGUCCUUCCUGUGGUCCAGGCUGCUCUGACCGGCAGAGAGAAGCAGCUCAGGAACCUGCGGGAGGAGACGGCAAAGCAACAGAGACCCCUGAAAGAGUUGCAUGCAGCCUUCACCUCUAACCAGUCGACCAUUCGUCAAAUAUGUAACGGGUUCGAUGGAAAGCUGGGCCUUAAUGAACAGCUACAGGCUGUGAUUCAGAUGCAGGAGUCUCUGCAGCAGCAGGUCGAGCAGGUCGACUCUCUGCUGGAGGAGGCUGACCAACACAACCUGCCCGCCUCCCUCGUCCACCAGGCCACACAGCUACAGGGCGAGCUGGACACAUCUCUCCGUGGUGUCGGCUCCCGCUGUGAGGAGCUGAGGAGCAGUGUGGAGCUGCAGCAGCAGUAUGAGCGGCUGGUCCACGGCCUUCGGGAGCUGCUCACUCUGGGCUCCGGACGCCUCACGCAGCAGCCUGACGCAGAGCUCCGGAGCAGAGCUCAGCUCCAGCAGCAGCUCGGCAGUCAUACGAAGUUUUUCCAGUUCCUGGGCCAUCAUUUUAGGAUCCUGCAGUACCUGACCUUGAGACUCCCGGAGAGCGUCCCCCAGAGGCGGGACGGCGUACUGAUGGGCCUGCGGGAUGAGGUGGCCCGACUGCAGCAGCUCGGACUGGAGAAAGGAACCAGGAUGCAGGAAACGUUACAGACAUGGUCGCAGUGGGAGGAGGACAGAGCCUGGUCAGACUCCCUGCUGAAAGAAAUUGAGACUUCGUUUCCCAAAAUGCACGAGGAGGCUGAUUCUGAGGAGCAGAUAUCAGAGAAGUUCUCUGUCUACCUGGAGCUUGGGGGUGUUCCGGAGGUGAACAAGGCGCGGUUCCGGCGGAUGCUGGAGGCGGGGCUACGUCUGCAGGAGUCGGGCUGCAGCGGAGUGGGCGUGACCACCGGCGAGCUGGGGGCGCGCUGGACAGCUCUGCACGAGAGGGUGGAGAAGGAACGCGCCAGCUGCGACAGAAAAAGGAAAUUGAGAAGCAGGUUUCUUCGUGACUCUGCUGUACUAGCUGACUGGAUGGAGAAGGCCAGAGAGCUGAUUGAUAAAUGGAGUCAGUUCACUGUCACGGCCAGUGAGGAGAUGGAUGUUGAACGGAGGCACGACCAUUACCUCCAGUGUGUGGCUCUGACCAAAGAGGUGGAGGCCAGAUCUGAACUGAAGGUGGCGGUGAUUGGCGCCGGUUCCCAGCUGGUCCAGAUGAGCGAAGCAGGCGGGCACUCAGAUAGAAAUCAGGAAGACAAAGGGACUUCACUACCCAUCCAAUCCCAGCUCAGACAGAUAGAGGUGGACUGGUCCAGUCUGCUGGCUGAUGUCCCUGUCGUCCAGCAAGCUCUGCAUAAGCGGUGGAAGAAGAUGUUGACCCAGCAGGGGGCGCUGCUGGAGCUGCAGGUCUGGCUCGGAGCUGCUGAGUGCCAGCUGGAGGAGAAUCGCAGCAGGAUCAAGCAGAAAUCCUCAACGAAGGCUGAUGUCACGAAGCUCCUAAAAUACUGCAAGGGGUGUCAGGUUGAGAUGGCGGCCCAUCAGGCAACACUGGACUAUGUGAACCGGCCAUUACAGACCAGUAGCACUGAGGAUGGCCAGAGGGGGCGCUACCAACGCAACCAGUUUGCAGAGGACCAGGGUCAUCUCAACCAUCAGUGGCUCAGUUUACAGGAAACCCUCAACUCUCAGAUCCAGGAGGUGGAGCAGGAUUUGAGGAACCGAGCGGAGCGGGAGGCCCGACUGCUGCAGAUCAACAGCUGGAUCACAGAUCAGAGCCUCUGGAUCGACUCAGCUCAGACACCCAGCAGCCGGACAGAGCUGCAGAGGAGCAUCGGCACCUGCCAGAGCCUGGAGGAGGAGAUCAGGCGGAAGUCCGCGGCUCUUCAGGAGUUGAGAGACAAACUCUGCGGCGGACGAGGAAACAGCAGCUGUGAUUUUAUCUCUCAGGCAGAUAAAUGCAUCCAGGCCUGUGCAGCUGUCAGGCAACAGAAUGAAUCGGUGAGACGGAGGCUGAUUCAGGCUCAGCGGCUCUGGGACCGUGCGGAGAAGAGCCUGAACCAGAUGAUGCUGACAACAGUGAGACUGUCUCAGACUCUGGAGUAUCACAGCAGCCCUCAGCUCUGCCUGCAGGCACACAGGGAUCUCCAUGAAAGGCUACAGCUUCUUCAUGAGGAGACAGAGGCUUCGCGGGCAGAGUGGGAUGAACUGAGUCAGACCGUCUCCUCCCUCAGAGACAUCAUCAGCCCUGCUGCCGCCCUCCUCGCCGAGCAGCUGGACAGACACAGAGACAGUUGGACUCAGGUCUCUGGAGCUCUGGAACAGCAGCUGCAGAGGAGUCAGGGGAUCCUGCGGGUCUGGGAGGUCUACGCCCAGCUGGCCGCGUCCUCCUCCCAGCAGCUACGGGCGCUGCGGAGUGACCUCACGUCCGCUCUGAGCGGAGCGCCCGGAGAUGACGUCACCACGGAGCAGGUCGCUGUCAGGAUUCACAAUGUUCAGAGUCUCCUACAGAGAACAGACACUUUGCAGUCUGACCUGGAGGGGGUGCUGGAGGCUUCCAAGGACCUGAUUAGCCACCUGGAACCCUCAGCUGCCAGUCUGGUCCAAUCAGAGAGCAGGUUGUUGUCCCGUGGUGUGCUGCAGCUUAGCCAGACGCUGACAGAGAAGCUGGGUCAACAGCAGGAGGAGCUCGAGCGGCUGCAGGAGUUUGGAAACCUCUUGGAGACACUGGAGAGAAACCUGGAGGUCUGGCAGCAGCGUCUGGAGUAUGCGGCUCAGACAGCAGACCGGUCUGGCCUCCUGGAGCUGAGCGGCCUGUCUGCUGACCUGGAUGUGCUAAAUGAGCUGAGCUGCAGCCUGACGCUGGGCGACGCUGCCGCACGCCGCCUGCAACGCCUCAACCACCGCUGGGCCGACGCCUCCGCCAGAGCCGAGGAGGCCUGCAGCGAGCUGCAGACGGAGGCGCUGAGGCAGCAGAGCUUUGAGCAGAAGUGUGCGAGCUGGAUGUCUUUCCUGCAGAGGAUGGAAGACAGUCUGGCGGUGGAUGUGGCCGGCUCUUACGCGGGCCUGAGACAGCAGCUCUGCACACACAAGCGGUUUCAGGCAGAGCUAUCCACUGGUCACCAAAUCCUCCAUUCAGUCAUCACCGAAGCUCUUCAUCUGCUGCAUAGAGGAGAGGUGGACGACAGGAGUGACUUUAUCCUGAAGUUGGCCCAGCUCAGGGAGCACUGGCAGGGGGCGCUGCAGCGUGCCGAUCAGCGGCGCUCUCUGGUGGAGGGGCUGGUGAGGCACUGGCACCUGUACGGCCGCAGCCUGAGGAAGCUGCAGAAGUUCCUGGCGGACACACAUACCCUGCUUCCCCCCGCUGGGCCGGCCCGCUGUAGUCUGCAACAGCUCAGGCGCUCCCUACAAGACCUCCAGCACACAGAGCUGUUGUUCCAGAGGUAUCAGUGCACUUUCAUCCACACUCUAGAGGUCGGCCGCCAGCUCUUCUCCAUGGGGGAUGAAGAGACCCAGACUCAGCUGCAGACGGAUCUGGGAACCCUGCAGGAGGAGUGGGACAACCUCCACAGCCUGCUGGGCCGAAGGAUGGACCUCACCGAAGCUAUCGUCAAGAACUGGGAGCGCUGCGAGGCCGGACUAGCAGACAGCAUGCUGCAGCUGAAGGACAUGAAGACCAGACUGAACCAGUUGAUGCCGGACUGCGACGAUGAGCUGCAGAGUGCCGAGAAAUUCAACAAGGAGAACGAGGACUCCCUGGAGGACUGGGCUGAGAGUCUGACGGAGCUGAGCGCCAUGAAGACGGAUCUGUCCCAGUACAUCAUCGCUGACGACGUCCUGCUGCUGCAGGAGCAGGUGGAGCACCUGCACUGCCAGUGGGAAGAGCUCUGCCUCAAGGUGUCUCUGCGUAAGCAGGAGAUCGCGGACCGUCUGAACGCGUGGAUCAUCUUCAACGAGAAGAACAAGGAGCUGUGUGAGUGGCUGACGCAGAUGGAGAACAAGGUGGCACACAACUCCGACCUCAACAUUGAGGAAAUGGUGGAGAAACUGAAGAAGGACUGUAUGGAGGAGAUCAACCUAUUCAGUGAGAAUAAAACCCACCUAAAGCAGCUCGGAGAACAGCUCAUCACUGCCAGCAACAAGACAAAGGAGACGGAGAUCAACGACAAGCUGAAGGACAUCAACGACCGCUGGCAGCAUCUGUUUGACCACAUAGAGGCCAGGGUGAGGAAGCUGAAGGAGACGCUGGUGACGGUGCAGCAGCUCGAUAAGAACAUGAGCAACCUGCGGACGUGGCUGUCUCGCAUCGAGGCGGAGCUGGCUAAGCCGGUGCUCUACAGUGUCUGCCACAGCGAUGAGAUUCAGAGGAAACUGGCUGAGCAGCAGGAUCUGCAGCGGGACAUCGAGCAGCACACGGAGAGCGUGGCGUCGGUGCUGACGCUGUGUGACGUCCUGCUCCAUGACGCUGACGCCUGUGGCAGCGACUCGGAGAACGACUCGAUCCAGCAGACCACUCGCAGCCUGGACCGUCGCUGGAGGAACAUCUGCGCCAUGUCUAUGGAGAGGAGGAUGAGGAUCGAGGAAACCUGGCGUCUCUGGUGUAAGUUCCUGGACGACUACUCUCGCUUUGAAGACUGGCUGAAGACAGCUGAGUUCACCGCAGCCAGCCCGGAAUCCGCCGACGUCCUCUACACCAGCGCCAAGGAGGAGCUCAAGAAGUUCGAGGCGUUCCAGCGGCAGGUUCACGAGCGCUUGACGCAGCUGGAGCUGGUCAACAAACAGUACCGCCGUCUGGCCCGGGAGAACCGCACCGACACCGCCAGCAAACUCAAAGUCAUGGUCCACGAGGGGAACCAGCGGUGGGACGGCCUGCAGAAGAGGGUGGCGGCUGUCCUCCGCAGACUCAAGCACUUUACCUCUCAGAGAGAAGACUUCGAGGGAACUCGCGAGGGGAUCCUGGUCUGGCUGACAGAGAUGGACCUCCAGCUCACCAAUGUGGAGCACUUCUCUGAGAGUGACAUCGAAGACAAGAUGAGACAGCUCAACGGCUUCCAGCAGGAGAUCACCCUCAACACCAACAAAAUCGACGCCCUCAUCGUGUUUGGGGAGAACCUGAUCCAGAAGAGCGCUCCUCUGGAUGCCGUGCUGAUCGAGGACGAGCUGGAGGAGCUGCACUCCUACUGCCAGGAGGUGUUUGGCAGGGUGGCUCGUUUCCACCACCGCCUCGUCAACAGACGCCCGGUGCUGGAGGAGGAGCGGGAACUCUCAGACCGGGACACAGACCGGGACGACUCACCCGAUCUGACCAACGGGACCUCGUGGAGAGAAACGCGGAAGAAGGAGGAGGACGUUGCAGCGGUAGGUGGAGUCUCAGGUGGACGGCAGGCCAUGUGCCACCUGCUGGCGCCUCCUCUGGAGCGGUCAGGGAGAGAGACCCCCGUCAGCGUGGACUCCAUCCCGCUGGAGUGGGACCACACCGUUGACGUGGGAGGGUCGUCGUCGCACGAGGACGACGAGGACGCCACCUUCUUCAGUGCUCUGUCAGAUGUGAAGGUCACAGAGAGCUCAGAGGCGUUUGUUAAAGCCACUGUCAGAGCAGUGGAGGCGGCCUCGGUGAAGUCCGUGACCGACCCGCCCAGCUGGCACCAGCCGGGCUCCCCAGAGAGGAAACGAGUUCCCCGACAAACCAUCCGAGGCCUGAGCUCGUCUCCCACACACACCACCAGUACUCCCUUCCACCCGCAGGGCUACGCUAAGCUGAUGUCGGAGUGCAGCGGCAGCAUCGACAAUGUGAAGCGAGUUAAGCUGAUCCUGAACGAUGAGGAGGAGCUGGAGGAUGCGGGUCUGACCAGCAGCACGGCCGACAAACAGACCGGGACAGGUGUGAUCGAGCGCUGGGAGCUGCUACAAGCGCAAAAGUUCAACAACGAGACGGACAUCAAGCAGGACCUGGAGCAGUGGCAGAAGCUGAACUCUGACCUCUGCGACGUCACUUCCUGGCUGGGCAGGGUGCUGCCGGAGCUGGAGAGGCUGCAGCGGAUCGCGCCGUCCACCGGCGUCCGAGACAUCGAGGUCAACAUCAGGAAACUAAAGGAGAUGCAGAAGACCUUCAACAGCUACAAGUGUCUGAUGAUCUCCGUCAACCUGAACAGCCGCCACUUCCUGCGGGGCGACAGCGCCGAGCUGCGGGAGCUGCAGGAAGCUCUGAGCUCAGCCAACCUCGGCUGGACGCAGGCCUGCGGCGGCCUGGAGAGCUGGGAGAGGAGGCUGCACUCCGCCCUCAUGCGGUGUCAGGAGUUUCACGAGACGCUGCACUCUCUGUUGUUGUGGCUCGCUCAGGCCGAGCGCAAACUCUACGCCGUGAACGUCGGCGACCGGUUGGCCUCGCGCUCCGCCCUGCUGGAGCACCGGGACACGCUGACGGCUCUGCAGGAGGAACUGCGCGGCCGUCAGCGACAGGUCUCCUCGCUGCAGGCCAUCUCCUCUCAGCUCCUCCUGGAGGCCACCGGCGAGGACAGCGUGGAGGCCAAGGAGAAGGUCCACGUCAUCGGCAACAAACUGCGUCUGCUGCUGCGACAGGCGGCCGCCGACCUGCAGGCGCUGCAGGGAAGGCUGGAAACCUGCUCAGUCAGCUCUGAGGUGGACAGCAUCGGUCUGGGAACGCUCAGCCCUCCACUGCUGCUGCACAAGGAGGCGUCUGGUCUGCAGGCAGCUACAGUCGGACAAGCAGCAACUCGAAGGGAGGAGAGGAGGGAUUCCUCCCUACGCCGACCCUUCUUCUACCGGGUUCUACGAGCCGCCUUCCCCCUUCACCUGCUCUUCUUGGUGCUGCUGGUUCUGGCCUGCCUGGUGCCUCUGUCUGAGGAGGACUACAGCUGCACCAUGUCCAACAACUUUGCACGCUCCUUCUACCCCAUGCUGCGUUACACCAACGGCCCUCCGCCCACAUGAGCGCCGCCGUGGCGCUCGGUGGGAAAGUUCGUCUCUGGCUUCUCCAGGCGAGGGGAGGACUGGAAAGGAAACGGCCACAUAUCAGGUUGAAAUCCAAGAUGGAGGGUGUUCAGACACAAGGUCAAAUAUACCCUCUGACUUCCACAGAAAAGAAGCACCGCCCUCCGUGUCUGAAGGCCUCAUUAUGUGUUUUUUGACUCUAAAUUUUAUUGGUGUAUUUAAAAAUGUAUUUAUUAUUUGCGGAGCGCCA